This is a messenger RNA of Sphenostylis stenocarpa, 504 nucleotides long. Lineage: Eukaryota; Viridiplantae; Streptophyta; Magnoliopsida; Fabales; Fabaceae. The record is from the annotation of a GenBank genome assembly.
AUGGGAAACAGCUUAAGGUGCUGUUUGGCUUGCGUUCUUCCUUGCGGAGCGCUAGACUUAAUCCGCAUAGUCCACCUCAACGGCUGCGUCGAGGAAAUCACGCGUCCAAUCACGGCAGGAGAAGUUCUCAAGGCCAAUCCAAACCAUGUUUUGAGCAAGCCCAGUUCCCAAGGCGUGGUUCGCCGGAUUCUCAUCCUCUCGCCGGAGACUGAACUCAAGAGAGGCAGCAUCUACUUCUUAAUCCCCGCCGCGUCUCUGCCGCCAGAGAAGAGGAGGCUCCUGAAGCACUUGAGUGGCCGCACCAGUCAUAUUCAUAGUGAUAAGAACGAGGUUAACAAGAAAGUGUGUUGUUCCAAUAAGAGUAACCAUGAUUUGUCAUCUUCACAGCAAUGUAAUGACCAAGGCUUCAUAGUUUCUAAGGAAAAGAAAUGCUCGCGGCGGGAUCGCCGGAACGGUCGCGCCGGAUUGUGGCGGCCGCGGUUGGAGAGUAUCUCAGAAGAUUAA